Molecule: messenger RNA, 1095 nt
Organism: Plasmodium coatneyi
Lineage: Eukaryota; Apicomplexa; Aconoidasida; Haemosporida; Plasmodiidae
Product: Transcription factor iib
Exons: 4
Coding region: 1-1095 (364 amino acids)
Biological process (GO): positive regulation of cell motility; cilium assembly; regulation of cilium beat frequency involved in ciliary motility
Cellular component (GO): motile cilium; ciliary basal body
Source: RefSeq, a predicted model, not a curated record
AUGUACCGGAAUAAAUACCAGCCGAACAUCUUGUCCCUCCUGCUGAGCGCGGGCUCCAAACCACUGGACCUAUGGAAGACAAGGACGAAGAAGGGGUGUGUCCGGAAAGUUUUGGACGACACCAUCAAGCUAAGUGCCAUUGAAAUAAUGUCAGAAAAUACGUCCGACUCGUAUAUCUACACGGCCCCGGAAAAGUUUUCCUCCCUGGGUAUUAGCCUGCCCUUUAUCGUCCUCAUCGUGAAAAAUAUGAACAAAUACUUUUCCUUCCGCAUAAGCAUAAUGGACGACAAGAAAUGCAGGAGGACUUUUCGCAUUUCCAAUUUUCAGACCGUGACGAGACUGUCGAACAAGUGGUGCACCAUGCCGAUGAUCCUGAACGAAGGCUGGAACAUAAUUCAAAUAAACCUCCAGGAGUACACAGAAAAAGCUUUUCGAACAAAGUAUAAGGAGACCAUCGAAGUACAGAUAAAUGCCAGCAUACGAAUCAGGUGCAUCUACUUUUGUGACAAACUUUACAACAAUGAAGACCUGAAGGACGAAUACAAAAUAUUCUGCAAAAAAAAAGAGAAGGUGAAAUACAUUCCCCCGCAAUGCUUAAACAAGCCUUUAAAAAAAAUGACAAUCAAAAGCGUCGUCACCGGGGGAGGGAAAAACUCACCCACUGACGCCCAGCAGAACGAAACAACGGAAGAUGCUUCCACCAACGAGAAUUCAAAACAAGCAGAUGUAGAACCCACUAGUGAGAAGAACCCCCAAGGUGCAGACAUGACUGAGGGGAUUGAAUUAUACGAGGAGAGUACUGACGACCCCUUUUUUGGUGACAAAAUUGACGGGGAGGGCACCUCUCUGGCGCAGGUCAUCGGGGGGGAAGCACCCACCGAAGCGGUAAACGAGACGGCAGACAACGCAACAAACGAGACGGUAGACGAUGCAACAGACAACGCAACGAACGACGCAGUAAAUGACCCGCACGUGGAUGGGGACGACGCCGAAGAGGCCGAACUGCUGGCCCACAUCAAGACGCUCGAAAUGGACGACGCCAACGUGCUCUACGAGGACGUCAACUACGAGACGUACAACAAUGACGACAACUGA